CCUUGAGCCAGCUAAGCUGCAUGCACAUGUGCUUGGCAUCACUCGUCGAAGUAGGAAUGUAUGUCUAGAUCGAGACAAGCCUUGACCCAAGACAGCAAGCGAAAGCAGAGGGAGCAGCCGAUGCAGUCCGGAUCGACCUGUGGGAGUGGGGCCUGAGGCUUGAAUCCAGGCAUUGACGUCACCGGCUGCCGAUCGUCGACCGUAACAAAACAAGAUAUUUCACUCGAUGAUGUUGGCUUCCCCGUUUGUCACGUCAGUCCUGGCCACCGGUGGAAUCCCUUUUGAAGGCCUCGAUUUCCAACUUCGGUCAUGUCUUCUCGGCAACUUGUCACUGCUGGUUCUUAGGGGAAAGCGCUACUUUUUAGUUUCAAUUUUGUGUUAUUUUUCGUCCUCCUCGAAUCUCCCUGUCGCCACAUCGCCAAAAUGACUGUUAUCUGGGGCCUGGACCUCAAUGAGAUCCAAUGGUGGAAAUUCAAGAGCUCGUGGAUGUUCACGCCCUCGUAUCAUCUGCGGCGAACCAAGAUGAUAGUCUAUCAACUUGCCAUGAUCUGUUGCGUGUGUUCCGAGUCCACCGGCACAGCGGCCUUGUCAGACUAUGUCGACCAACAAAGUGAUAUCCAAGGCAAACACCCCGGGAUCUAUGUCUGGAACAACGAUUUCAUUGGCGCCGCCUCGUACAAUAUCUGGUGUGGAGUCGCAGUCGCUUUCAUCUUCGGUGGUGCCUUUUUCUUCGAUCUGUUCUGGCCCGAGAGGCAUGAGAGCAGAGGUGUGCGGUUGGCAUGGAAGAUCUGUGCGGUCACGGUAUCUAUCAUGAUGCUGAGCUCAGCAUUGACGAUGACUAUCAUCACUGCCACUCGCAGUGCAUCUAUCCAAGGCACCGAUCCUGCCACCGCCAGCGAAUACUGGGCAGACGCCAUCAAGCAGCCAUCUCUGAAAUACCGCACCAAUCCUAAAGCAAUAGCUUCGGUCGUUCUCGCGUGGCCCGGAUGGAUCUUCACGACUUUGAGUACAUUCAUCCUCUUCGCCUCCGAGAAGCACGACGACCGAUACGGGCCGAAGUCCAAACUCGGCAAGCAGGAGGAGCAAGAGGAUCACACCGAAGCCCCCCAUGCCCCUGCCACUGAGGGUGGUGAGAUGACCGAAAACAAGCCCGAAAAUGCUGUUUAGAUUCUGUAUAAUAGCCGUUACCAUUACCCCGUGAUACCCCUAGGUUUAUGAUGUAUGUC
Aspergillus steynii IBT 23096 is the source of this 1226-nucleotide messenger RNA. RefSeq lists its product as uncharacterized. Lineage: Eukaryota; Fungi; Ascomycota; Eurotiomycetes; Eurotiales; Aspergillaceae. The transcript is spliced from 5 exons. The coding region runs from base 424 to 1167 and encodes 247 amino acids. The record is from RefSeq and is a predicted model, not a curated record.